AUGGCAGUUACUAUGUUAGUGGUUACUAUGUUAGUAGCUAGAUUACAACGUAAGUCAACGUCUCUCCAUUGCUCCUGCGCACUGUAUUCAUCGUUGCUUUUAAUUUUUCACUUGCAGGGGCGGUUAGCCUUUCGGGCACUAUUCUCUAGAAAAGUACUGCCACAAAGCUUUUCACCUCCACAGGAUAAUAAGCAGAAUGCAGAUGAGAAAGCUGAAGAUGCAUCACGAUUUGACCUUAACAGCAUGAUGUGGGGGACUUGUCCCAGUCAUCAAGUGGUGCAGAAUAACACAUUCUUGAGAAGCGAAAACCAUGGGGAAGGACUGUUGACUAUAGAGCUUGGGCAUGGGAAGCUUAAGCCUCACCGAACAGGGUUUAAGCCCUAUAAAAGGUGUUCAGUGGAGGCGAAGCAGAGCAAGGUUGUAAGUGCUGCCAGCAGCCAAGGUGAAGAGCAAUGUCCCAAGAGAAUACGGUUGGAAGGAGAGGCUUCAACUUGAUGACUGUUUGUGGACAAAUGGAUGUGCAAUUUACAAGGGAAACCUUUGUUGUUGCAUUUCAUUUUUAUUCCAGCCCCUUUUCCAGUUUCAUUUCUAGUUAAUUUGUCUAUUCUUGAAGCUCACGAAACUUGUCGUGUGGAUGUGUGUACUAUAAUGUAUUUUACAUGUACUUUUACUGUAAUCUAUGCAGAUGUACUUAAGAACUCCCCUUGAAUAGACUUAACCAUUAGAAGGAAAUGAAUGGGCCUUGUUCUGCCCUCCUCUUCCCCUCUAA
Messenger RNA from Camellia sinensis, 769 nucleotides. NCBI's taxonomy places the organism in Eukaryota, Viridiplantae, Streptophyta, Magnoliopsida, Ericales, Theaceae. The record is from RefSeq and is a predicted model, not a curated record.